UUUUCUGUUUAGCUGGAAGGGGAACGCGGGGUAGGAGGGUCUCAAUCUCACACAGACAAAUUAGCAACAGUCAGCAGAGAGUCCUUGUUGACUGCUCAUUUAUUCCAUCGUUGAAACCAGACCAACUAAAAAGCUUCCAACAUGGCGGACGAUGAGAAAAAGAAGUUGGAGGAGGAAAAGAAGAGGAAACAGGCCGAAAUUGAACGCAAAAGGGCCGAGGUCAGGGCUCGUAUGGAAGAGGCCUCAAAAGCCAAGAAGGCCAAGAAAGGUUUCAUGACCCCUGAAAGGAAGAAGAAACUUAGGUUACUGUUGAGAAAGAAAGCUGCCGAGGAAUUGAAGAAAGAACAAGAACGUAAAGCUGCUGAAAGGAGACGUAUCAUCGAAGAAAGAUGCGGUAAACCCAAACUUAUCGAUGAAGCAAAUGAAGAACAAAUUAGAAGCUUUUGCAAAACAUAUCAUGACAGAAUAUGCAAGCUAGAAGAUCAAAAAUUUGAUUUGGAAUAUCUGGUCAAAAAGAAAGAUAUGGAGAUCUCCGAAUUGAACAGCCAAGUCAACGACCUUAGAGGAAAAUUUGUAAAACCAACUUUGAAAAAGGUAUCCAAAUAUGAAAACAAAUUCGCCAAACUUCAAAAGAAGGCUGCCGAAUUCAACUUCCGUAACCAACUUAAAGUUGUUAAGAAGAAGGAAUUUACCUUAGAAGAAGAAGACAAAGAAAAGAAACCUGAUUGGUCUAAGAAAGGAGACGAAAAGAAGGAAGGUGAAGAAGAAGUUCCACCAACAGAAGCCCAGCCCGCUACAGAAGAAACAUCGGCAGAAGGUGCUCCUAGUGCUGAAGGUGAACCUGCAGCAGAUGGAACACAAAUACCAGCAGAAGAACAACCUGCUGAAGGACAGUCUUCAGAAGGAGCACCAUCUCCGGAAGGUGCACCUCCAGCACAAGAUCAACCGACUGAAGGUGAAACAGGUCCACCACCUGAACCUGAGAAAGAGAAAACACCAGAACCGCCACCAGAAUCAGGAUUCGAAACGUUCAAGAAAUUAGUCAUAAACGAAGGCUACGACAUAAUCACAUUACCAGAAACAAUAUUAGCACCGACGGAAGAUAAAGAAGCAAUAUCUAUACCCAAUUAUUCCUUGGUAGAAAACCGUAGAGGCAGUGGAGAUGGUGUCAUUAUGUACGUCAAAGAUUCUCUAAAAUAUAAAGUUGUAGAUUUGGCAACUGCAGCUACGGAUACUGAGCAUGCCACUCUAAGUUUCGAAGAUUUAUUAGAAAAAUUGAAGAGGAAUGGACAAACAGCCGCAGCUGAAGCAUUAGCUGCCGCAGCUUCACCUCCUAGAGAAAAUGCUCCAACUGCAGAAGGUGCUUCAACUACAGAAAGUGGACCAGCAGCAGAAGGAACACCAGCAGCAGAAGGUGCACCAGCAUCUGAGAGUGCACCCCCGGCAGAAGGUGCACCCCAAGCAGAAGUAGCUCCUCCAGCGGAAGUUUCACCAGCCGACGGUACACCAGUGCCGCCGACAGAAGCUACGCAAGCUGUAGAGGCGCCUGCUGAAUCCGAACCUGUCCCUGAUGCAGCACCAGCAGAAGCUACUGCGGAAGCCCCUAUAGACGCUGAAGCUGCCCCCACAGAGCCUGAACCGGCUAUUUCAUCGCCUCCCAUUAUAGAAGGUGAUGAUUUAAAUGAAGAUGUUUGUUAUGUUUCUUCAUAUCAUCGUUCUGUGUACCAAUCAUCUCAUUAUUCAUCUUUUAUUUCUAAUAUAAGUUGAUUUUUCUGUUUUCAUGCCAUCAUUUCAAUCAUCAUUUUUUUUGGUAAGUAAACUUUCUCAUUUUAACUAAUAUGGUAUAAGGUAAUAUAUUUCAAUAUUCUUUUAAUUGAAAUUCAUAAUUUAUCAAAGAAACCGUGAAAAGUAAUUAGCAACGCCCACUAUCCUAAUAUACAAUACAUUUUGAUUAAAAUAUUACGAGGUGGGUAGGAAGAAUCUCUUUAAGUUAAUAUGUGGGUAAUAACAUAAAAAUUAAUUUGUUUAAGACCGCCAACGUAUAAAAUUUAAGCAUUAGAAGAAGUGAUUCACAUCCCAAAAAACCUGUUCAAUAAAUUAGCUCAAUAAGAUCCUGAAUAUAAAAUUUGAAUUGUAAAUUAAAUGAAAUUGUACUGCAUUUUAACUUGUAUCUGCUUAAUGAUUGAAUAUGAUAUAUACUAACAAUCUUUAUUCAAUCAAACUAUAAUAAAAAUAGAAAAUAAGGCCGAUAUUCUGAUGUUUAAUGUUUAUUUAUUAUAAAUUAAUAACUCUCAACUAUAAACAAUAAUUUAUUAUAUAAGAAAAGAAAAAAUACACAAGUGUGAAUGUAGUGAAGUUCUAGCUGACUGAAAUUACAUGUUUAUAGGAAAUUCACUUUUCCACGAGUUGCGUACUCCAUUUUCCUACGGCUACUGACGAAUUGCACUAAUUCUUGUUGAUAUUUUUCUUGUUCAAAUUACUAUCCCCGCAUAUAUGCAAAAUUCACAUUGUACAGAAAAGUGUGGUGAUUGUUAACGUUAUUUCAAAAUGAACACCCAUAUCGUUGAAAUAUUCAUAUUUUUCACUUUAUACGCGUUUUUACACAAGUGCGGAAAUAUUUCUUUGUGUUUCAAAUUUAAUGUUUCCUGGGGAUAUAAAUGGUGUGAAAUCUAUUAGAGACGUAUUUGGUGAAAUCAUUCUGAUUAUGUUCUACAAGAUUUUGUCCUCAGCUACAACUACUAUAUCGACCUAAUUAACUUUGAGAGAUAACAGGAUUUCUAAAGUAAAACCCAGCAGCCUCUUGAAAUUUUUGUUGCCGAAUUGAAAAACGUAUACUUUGGUAAUAGUUUCUAAUAGUAUUGCAAACAUCUGAAUAAUGUUUAAGGUGGAUAUUUGGGAACAUCCCUCGGAUAACAACAUUCACGUUGGCAAGCAAAUUCGGCAAAAUAUUUUGUUGAAAGUCUACCUACUAAUUGGUCAUUUAUGAUACCAAUCCAUACGUUAACCGAAAACCCCAAUUGGGAACGACAUUCUCGAAUAGCAUGGGGAUUUUCUUCUCUCCAAACAAGUGAAUUACGGGAAUUAUUUAUCUCGUCAUAAAUUGGGAUUUAUCUGUAAAUAAUGUCCUGUUCAGCAUUGGUCGAUGAUUGUUAAUUAAUAUACAAAUUUCCAACCUAAGGAUUCAAUCUUGUAGGAUAUAGUCGCUGAACCAUUUGAAUAUGAUAUGGAUACAGAUUAUUUUUUUGUAAGACUCGACCUCCUUUAGAGUUCUCGACUUACGUCUAGUGUUCGUAACAGCGUCAAUAAUGUCAUCUUCCUGCGCUUCAUCUACAUGUCGUUCUCCUCUUUACUCGUUAUUGACUGUCCAAGUGAUGUUAAACUCGUGUAAACGUAAAGAAAUGAGUAACUAGUUUCAUGAAAAUUCAUAGUACUGAUCUAGCUUUUGUAAUAAGAUUUUUAAACUGUUCAAAUGUCUUUGUAGUCUGACUCAAUGGAAACAGUGAUUAACGGUUUUUGAGAUAAUCGGCGAAAUUAACUCAUCAAUAUCAGUGGGGAAUGUCGUUUUAUCGAAAUUUUUCUAGAUAAAAGUACAGGGACGGCUCUAGGACUAGAUUUGUUAUAAUUCAAUUAGGCAAGCAUUUUCUCUGGUAGUUAUAUCUAUUCCGUAACAUACUGUAAUUGUAAAAAACAACCUGAUUGUUUCUUUAUACAGAAGAACUUGAGAAAAAAUGACUUUGAUAGAAGCACAUGAAGUUAUAAAAUUUGGUCUUCUGUGACUCUGUGGGCUUUUGGGCAUGUGUUUGAUAUUAGAUUAUAUAAACCAAGACAAGCAUUUUCAUAAAUAAAUAUUUACUUUCACACAUAACAUUCGGUAAUCGUUUUCUAUACUUCAUUCGAAGUUCAACAACAAAUUUUAUUCUAACUUUUAUUAAUUUUUUACAGCUGCUGCUUAACUUUUAGAAUCCUAAGAAAACAACUGCGAUGUAAGGAAAUAAUUAGGAAAAAGUUUUUUGUUAAAAAAUAUUUUUCUUGGAUGUAUUUAUGUAAUUUAUUAUUGUGUCAAUUCAAGUUUAUGUAUUGUGCAGCGUUAUUUGAUGUAUUCCAUAUAAAGCAAUUUAGUCCUGGUUAUAUUAUACCGAUAACUAAUGACCUGUAUAACACUCAUUUUAUUGUGACAAUAAAAUAAUUUAGUUACUUU
Molecule: messenger RNA, 4198 nt
Organism: Diorhabda carinulata
Lineage: Eukaryota; Metazoa; Arthropoda; Insecta; Coleoptera; Chrysomelidae
Gene: wupA
Product: troponin I
Exons: 14
Coding region: 142-1767 (541 amino acids)
Biological process (GO): muscle contraction
Cellular component (GO): troponin complex
Source: RefSeq, a predicted model, not a curated record